Molecule: messenger RNA, 3219 nt
Organism: Choloepus didactylus (southern two-toed sloth)
Lineage: Eukaryota; Metazoa; Chordata; Mammalia; Pilosa; Megalonychidae
Exons: 3
Coding region: 2135-3196 (353 amino acids)
Source: RefSeq, a predicted model, not a curated record
CUUAGUUCCUCGGGACGAAAGGAAUGGAGUGGGACAUUGGAGGGAUUCAGGCCUUUGAAAGUGGCGGAAGAAAGGUGUUUUGGAGCUCUCCUAUCCUUAGGCGCCUGCCGGUGAGGGACACGGGCUUGAAUCAAGGGAGCAGCCCUUGGAUGGGCUUUCACUAAGACUUGGGCGGAGUUUGGCUUUAAGUUGGGGACGGCCUCCCCCAUCUCUUUCGCCUUUUGCCUGGUCAACUCUAAAUCAUUGUCAUCCAUUAGGGGGACAGUCGACAUUACAUUAAUCUUUUGUAAACUUAAGGGCAGUAUCUUGAGAAAGUCUUGGUAUUUUCGUUCAUUUGUAACGUAUAAGCUAUGUAGAAAAUUGUACUAAACGGGUAGCUUCUAGAUGAGUUUCUGGUAAACUCCAGAUAUGUUAGGUGUUCUGGAGCCAUCACUGUUUUCUCCUCUGAAGGAGAUAAAAUGCCGUUUCUCUUUGGGAGAUGCUCCUGUCUGCCUUUUUUCUUUCUUUUUUUUCAGUAAUGAAUACACGAGAUAGUAAAUUAAAACUUAGCAAGUUGCAGGAAAGUGACAAGCCCUGUAAUUUCACGUACUUGGGUGUAAUUUUCUUUAUCUUAAAAAGGGAGGUCUGUUGCUAAGCCCAGGAUGAUAGGCAGUUUCUAUGCUUAGUUCUCAGUGUGUUGUCUCCUUUGAAAAUGGAAAUUGAAAUUAGCCUGCCUCCCUCCUCAACUUUCCCUUUUCAGUUUGACAAACAGUGAAGCAUCCAACAUGGAUUGAAUACUAUCCUAGUGCAGUGGAGGAACCACAAGCAUUAUAAGGCAUGGCCCCUCUCCAACAAGUUCACAAUCAAUUCAAUAAAUAUUUAUUGAGCACUUAUGCCAGACUUUGAACUGAGGCUGGGGCUACAGAAUUGAAAAUUGUUCUCUGACCUCAAGGAAUGCAAGUGAAUAAUUAGAAUACAACAAAUGAACAUAAGUAUAUACAAAAUGUAAAGGUCCAGGACAGGCCUAUCAAAUAACUAUGCCCAUGUACUUCAAGAAAGACUGGUAAAUGCUUUAAUAAACAGAUAUAAUGCCGUGGGAAAUACAAGAGAGAAAGAUGUCAGACAUCAUACGAUAAGGAUAAUCAACAAAUGUUUACUUUUGAGAGCUAAAAGGGAACUUCAAAUCACAGACUUUCGUGUUAAGUACUAUGCUAGGUGCUAUGUACAGAAAAAUAGAAGUAAGGUAGUCAUAUUUUUUUUCUAAAAAUAGGUAUACAUAGGCAAAUAAGAAUGUACCUAAGAGUUCAGUGAGUCAGAACAUUUUUCAGAUUUUCUUUGAUAAUAUAGACAGAUUGUAUUAUCUUUUUAGAUCUAAUUUUUAAUUCCUGCUGUUUUUGAAUAAGCCUAAAUUUCAGCUGAAAAGACAAUGCAGCAAAAUGUGAAAAAUGAUAUAUAUAUAUACAUAUGUCACAAUGUAAACCAUAAUUAAUUUUCAGAUGACUUGUAGAAAUAAAGUGUUUGGGGGAAGACACAAGUCGCUGUGACAAGGAAUAGACCAGAAAGAAUUUAUGGAGAGUCAGGGACUUAACCUGUGAAGGAAAAAUAAUUAACAUUUACUGAGAACUUACCAUAUAUCAAGCAUUGUGUCAGGCUCUUUACAUCUAACUUGCAUUUGUUCUUUAUAAUCUUUGUAACCCUGAGAGAUAGAAUUGUGUCUUCUGUCUCUAUUUUACAGAUGAGGAAAUCGACAUAGACAAAGGUUAAGUUACUUGCUCUUGGUAUACACACCUAGGAAUUUAGAUUUAAACCUAGGCCUUUCAGGGUCCAAAACCCAUGCUCUUAACCAUGAAAGAUGUAAACAAAGGCACAGAGAUGAAAUGCCAGGCAUCCUCAGUGGCUUAAAUACGACCUCACAGUAAACUCAGACCAAACCAGGGAUGACACAUAAAAAGUUGGUAGUCUUCACUUGUGUUGCUGUCAGCCUGUCCUACAAAUAAAUGCAGAGUACCUGCAAAUUCCUAUCCUGAAGGGUUCAAUUGUAAAUGGUCCCAUAAUGGAUUAGGGUGAAGGAUGAUUGGCAGCAUAAGACAGCCAAGCGGAGGUGUGGGCAAUAAAAUAAGAACAGAAUUUCAGAGCGAAAGUUUAGAGCACAGAAAUGCUGUAUGUGCUGAUAGAGGCAGAGCGGGCCCAGAUCCAGAAACUACAGAAAGAGAAUGAAGUAAUAAAACUAGAGCCUAGAAAUAUCUCAGAAGAUGAAGGAAGCUGGGGAACUGAACAAUCUGACACAGAUGUGCUCAGGCAAUACCUCACCAAGAAGUCUGUCUCUUCCCUCUCUCAGUACCCAAUACAAGAUUCAGAAUGGUUCAAGUUGAGUCCGCAAGAGAAAUUGGCCUGGGCUAUAGCCUCUAAAGACUCUAGGAUUGCUGCAGGCCAAGAGUCCCCACUGGAGAAAAAGAUUUUGAAUCUAGGUGGCGUGCACACAACAGCAGCAAGAAGACUGAUAGCUCAGAAAUAUCAAGAGGAGUAUGAAACGCUCUGUAGGGAGCAGUCUCUUUCUCUUGAUUACUGGCUUGCCAAAGCAGAGUCUUAUUAUAAUAAAAGAAUAGUGGAAAUGAUGAAAGAACAGAAAUCAGGCAGUGAAAUUAAGGAGAAGAUAGAGGAGAAAAAAACCCAAGGCAUAGAGAGACAAAAACUUUACUACUUAGUACCUGAGAGAGAGCUGAAACACAUAGAGAGGCACAUACAUCGAACAGGCCAGGCCAGAGAAUUUAUGAAUAAAACAUUUAAACAACCACGAUUCCCCAGUGAAAUAACACUACCGAAAAUUGUGACAGAAGAGCAUGGCAUCCAGAAAGCACAGAGAAGAAAGCAGGUAACAGAGAGGGAACAGAUGCAAAUUAAAGAUCACCAGGAACGUAUGAUUCGAGGACGAGAACUUAUAGAGCAAAGACUCAAGGAAAGGCUCUUGGAGAAAAAACAGAGCCUGCCAUCUGUACGUAUGAAGCAUGAGAAAGUAAAGAAAGAGGAGAAGGAGCUUGAGAGGGUUAUUGCAUAUCCUCUUUUCCAGCCACACCAUAGAAGUCGGAUUAAAGUGAAUAUUCUUAUGGAAAAGCCUCAGAAUAGAGACGAAGAAUAUACAGUGAUAAAACCAUAUCCAAAAAAAUUCUUGACUAUGCCACCCUUUUUGAGAAGUCAAAUAGGAAAAAUAAAAGAUUAGUAAAGUUUCAGUGCUUUUACAAU